GCUGUUCAACUUGUCAAAAAAAAGUAUUAAGUGUAUUUCUAUUUCAAAGAUUUUAUACAAUUUUACAGAUUACUUGUAUACAAAUUAAAUUGGAAAUAUGUUAUUACGCCAUGGGCUAAGGUGUACUUGGAAUAAACAGAUUAGAGACUCUACACUACAAUUGGGCCAAACAACAAAUCGUUCACUAUUGCAUCAUGUUGGCUUAAAUUCGGCAAAUACACAAACAUCACUGAGCCAUCGUUUGGUGCUACGGUCCAUUCGAAGCUCAGCACGUUGUAAGAACUCGUCACGUCCUGCCCUUCAGCCAUUUGAGCCGCCUAAUGGGUCGGUACCUUCUGGUAAUGUUUUCAAGGCUUUAGUGUUUACCGGAGCGUUUAGUUUGGGUUCAUUUUUGGGAGCCACGGUCUUGGAGUACGAAAAUACACGCAAUAUGAUGUUGGAAAAGGCCCGACAAGCUAAACUAGGUUGGUUAAGAAAAAAACCUAGUGCAGAUGAUUCCUGGGAAAAUAUCAAACGUGACAUACGUCGUUUAUGGGAUCAGUUAUCGCCAGGUGAAAAGGUUUUUGCGCCACUUUGUGCUUUCAAUGUUUUAGUGUUUGGUCUAUGGAGGGUUCCAUCUUUAAGAGCCCCCAUGAUGAAAUAUUUUUGUUCAAAUCCGGCUGCACGCACUGUUUGUUGGCCCAUGUUUUUGUCAACUUUCAGUCAUUAUUCGGCGUUCCACUUGUUUGCCAACAUGUAUGUUUUGCAUAGUUUUUCGAAUGCCGCCAUUCUUUCAUUAGGAAAGGAACAAUUUUUAGCAGUGUACCUAAGUGCUGGCGUGAUAGCCAGUCUAACAAGUGUUCUAUAUAAAGCUCUUACAUUGCAAGCUGGGCUUUCUAUAGGAGCGUCUGGAGCUAUAAUGGCAGUUUUGGCUUAUGUUUGUGCUCAAUAUCCUGAUACACAAUUAAGUAUAUUAUUUUUACCUAUGGUAACAUUUUCGGCCGGCUCAGCUAUUAAGGUGAUGAUGGGUAUUGAUUUAGCAGGUUGUAUAAUGGGUUGGAAAUUCUUUGACCAUGCUGCACAUUUGGGAGGAGCCAUAUUUGGACUAUUUUGGGCAUUUUAUGGUAUGGACUUAUGGCAAAAACGUGUCCCAUUCCUAACAAUGUAUCAUGACUGGCGUAAGACUAAAUAGUUUUGUAUUACUAGUUAUUUUUAUCAAAAAUUAAAUUAAAAACGACAUAUUCUAUUUACAUAAUUUAAUGAUCUAAUAGUACAUUGUUAUAGUGUUUUAAUCAAAACAAAAUAUAUUUUCACUUGUUUUUCUACAACAA
Molecule: messenger RNA, 1310 nt
Organism: Calliphora vicina (urban bluebottle blowfly)
Lineage: Eukaryota; Metazoa; Arthropoda; Insecta; Diptera; Calliphoridae
Gene: rho-7
Product: rhomboid family intramembrane serine protease rho-7
Exons: 6
Coding region: 98-1171 (357 amino acids)
Cellular component (GO): membrane
Molecular function (GO): serine-type endopeptidase activity
Source: RefSeq, a predicted model, not a curated record